Populus euphratica (Euphrates poplar) is the source of this 3328-nucleotide messenger RNA. RefSeq lists its product as uncharacterized. The transcript is spliced from 2 exons. The coding region runs from base 894 to 3131 and encodes 745 amino acids. The record is from RefSeq and is a predicted model, not a curated record. Gene Ontology annotation, molecular function: zinc ion binding. NCBI's taxonomy places the organism in Eukaryota, Viridiplantae, Streptophyta, Magnoliopsida, Malpighiales, Salicaceae.
AGAAGAAGCAAAGAAGAGUCGUCUAAGAGAGUAAAUGACCUAAAUACCCUCAAGAAAGGAUAGCCUAACGAGUCCACUGCACAGAGCUGCUCCGUCGUAUACCCUCUGAUCUAUUAAUAAUUUCCUGUCUUCUCCUUCACUACCCUUCCCGUUUGCUCGAAUUCCUUCUCGCCCACCCGCCUCAAAAAAACAUUUUCCGCUUCAUUCAACUCUUAAAUUACGCUUAAUCACCUACUAAUCCCAUUAUCCCCCCUCUUAAUUAGUGCCUCGUCUGGUUUAAAGCUUUGAUUUUGCUGCUUCUGCCAGACCUUGCUUGCUGCAGAACAUUACAGGGUUUUUUACGUGAGUAUUUUUUUUCCUUGUCUCUGUUUCGUUGCUGAGGCGAAUUUGAGGAAAGUUGGGGUUGGGCAUGUUUCGUGUUGUUCUGGGAUUAAAAGUUCCAUAAAAGAAAAGGGUUCUUUUUUAGAAAAUGGAUUAUUUAUUUGCUUUGGGAAGCGUGUUUUUUAAGCUGUACCUUGUUUGGCUGCUGAGAAUGUGUAAGCUGAGGUGAAGUUUAUUUUUCUCCACAAGGUUAUGUUUUUAACUUGUUAAGCAAGCCAAGUGUUUAAUGUGGCUUUUUUGCGGCCAAUUCUCUCUGUUCUUGUUUUUCUUGAUGGGAAACCAAACUGGGUAUUUGAGUUAAUUUGAACUUCUUUUUUUUAGUUUCGACAAAGUUCAUUUGGUCAGUUUUAUGUCGUGUAAUUGUUGUUUGGUUGAUUCAGAUGGGGUGUUUUAGAUGAUAUAGCGGGGUUCAAUUCCAGCUGUCCCCUGGGAGUCAUCAAAUUCUAGAUAAAAUUAUAGCAGACUUUAGGUACUUAUUUUAUAGGAGCUUUCUUUAGGUAUAUAUUUGAGUCAUGGAGAGCAAUGAUUUGAUGAUUGAGCAUAAUCGGGAUUUAAUGCUGAGGCCCAAUGAGUAUUUGAAACCGGGGAAUAGUGUCGCUUCAGUUUUUGAUCAAUGUCUGGGAGACAUUGAUGAUUAUAGUUUGAAUGUUCAGGACUUGGGUUCGAGUCAAAUUGAUGAUCACAGACUAGCUGUUAAUCAGAGCAAUCAAUACAACAUGGUUCUGCGUCAUGGAGAUGUUCAGAAUUAUGAAGAGAAUGGGUUGGGUUUUGAUAGUGAUGUGAAGCUGGAUGCUGAUCAAGGAUAUAACGAUGUUGAUGACCAAGAAAAUCAGUUGACCCCUAUCUCUGAGGGAAGAAGGUUAGGUUUAAUGGAAAAACAUGAAGUGGCUAUUCAAAAACACUGUGUUUCUCACGAAAAUUCAAAUUCAGAUGUGAAACAAAAUCAGGAGAAGAGCUUUGUAAUUGAUACUCCUGUUAUUCAGUCUCGUGUCCAUGAUCCUGUUCCCAAUCAUCAGCUGACUGUUGGCCAACAGUUCCCUGAUGUGCACAGCUGUCGGAGAGCACUCAGAGAUGCAGCCAUUGCUAAUCACUUUGAGAUGAAGACAAUUAAAUCUGACAAGACUCGUUUUGUGGCUAAAUGUGCUAGUGAGGGAUGCCCUUGGCGAAUUCAUGCUGCAAAGCUUCCAGAUGUUCCUACAUUCACAAUUAGGACCUUGCCUAAUGAACAUACUUGUGUUGGAAUUACACAUCUUGGUCACCAACAAGCCUCGGUCCAGUGGAUUGCAGACUCCAUUGAAAGGAGCCUCAGGGAAAACCCUCAUUACAAACCGAAGGAGAUACUGGAAGAAAUUCACCAGGUUCAUGGUAUCUCAUUAUCAUACAAGCAAGCCUGGAGAGCAAAGGAGCGGAUCAUGGCUGCUGUUAACGAGUCAUUUGAGGAAGAAUUCCACCUCCUCCCAUGGUAUUGUCACCAGAUUGGAAGGACAAACCCAGGAAGUAUAGCUGUGGUUUAUGGGAAUCCUGUUGAUAGAAGUUUUGAACGACUAUUUGUUUCAUUCAAAGCUUCAAUUUAUGGAUUUUUGAAUGCUUGUUGUCCUCUUAUCGCACUUGAUGAAAUGCUUUUGAAAGGCAAGUACCAUGGAACCUUGCUUUUGGCCACUGGUUUUGAUGGAGAGGGUGCUGUAUUUCCUUUGGUGUUUGCCGUGGUUGAUGAUGAAAGCAAAGGUGAGUGGAUGUGGUUCCUCUCAGAGCUGCAUAACUUGCUUGAAGCUAACAUGGUAAACAUGCCAAAGCUUACAAUUCUAUCAGAUAGACAGAAAAGCAUCAUAGAUGGAAUAGAAGUACACUUCCCAAGUGCUUUUCAUGGAUUAUGCAUUCAUCAUCUCAUCGACAAUUUCAGCAAGGAGUUCAACAAUACCAUACUAGCCAACCUUCUCUGGGAAGCUGCUUUUGCUCUCACUGCAAUUGAAUUUGAACAGAAAAUCACACUGAUUGAAGAACUGUCAGAGGAUGCAGCUCAUUGGAUUAGAAGAAUUGACCCUCACUUGUGGGCGUCAGCAUAUUUUGAGGGAAAAAGACUUGGACAUCUAACAGCUGACAUAGUUGAAUCAUUAGGUUCUUUGAUACUGGAAGCAUCUGGACUUCCAAUAAUUCAAAUGAUGGAGUGUAUCCGUCAACAGCUGAUGAUGUGGUUCAAUGAGCGUCGUGAAACUAGUUCGCAGUGGACAAGCAUACUUGUUCCCCCUGCUGAGAGGCAAGUGUCUGUAGCUAUUGAGCACGCACACGCACAUCAGGUCCUCAAAGUAGAUGAUGCUGAAUUUGAAGUUAUUUCUGCUGAAGGUUCUCAUAUCGUAAAUAUUUGUAGCCGCAAUUGUUCAUGCCGUAGAUGGCAGCUAUGUGGGCUGCCCUGUGCUCAUGCUGUGGCAGCUCUUCUCUCUUGCCGGCAGAAUGUUUCUCGGUUCGCUGAAAGCUGUUUCACUGUGGCAAAUUAUCGCAAGGCAUAUUCACAAACCAUACACCCAAUACCAGAUAAAGCCCUUUGGAGGGAACUAUCAGUAGGAUUAGACAAUGCAGGCUACAAUUCUGUCGAACUCGUUAUAAAACCUCCAAAGUCUCUUCAACCACCAGCAGCUAAACCAAGAAAAAAGCGAGUUUGUACAGAAGUUUCGGGGCAAAUGAAACAGACUGUGCAUUGCAGCCGCUGCCAUCAGACUGGACAUUUUAGAACAACAUGUACUGUCCCUCUAUAGAUGCUGGAAUCAAUUCCGCAGAAAAGUUCGUGGAUAUUUUUGCUAGAUUGCAUAGAGCUUUGACAAUGAAUUUGCUUCCAGUGCCCAGAUUUAUUCCUUUUGUUUAUAAUGUUGGGAAAAAAUUAACAUGACAAGGGCACUAUUUUGGGAUACUCACAAUUACUCUCAGGUUUAUUGAUCAGCUCUGUGUUAUUUCC